AUGUCCGACGACGACUCCUCUGAGCUCUCCUCCGUUCCUUCGGAUGAUGAGCUUGAUCUUCAAUUGACCAAGAAAAACGGAAUCCUCAAGUUCUUUUCCAAAGUUCCCAAGCCAACUGAAGCACCCGCGGUCGAGGCGUCGCCGCCACGACCAAAACGAGAACCUUCUCCGCCCCAUGAAUAUGUGCUGGCAGAUAAUCCUGACAUUGCGUUCAUCGUUAUGUUUCGCGCGCGCUUUGCGGAAGCAUUCCCAAAGUCGCUGGCCAACUUUGGACCUCAAGAACUCGAGCGGGGUGUGGUAGAUACUGUGCCUGGAGAGCAUGUUGAACACUUCCUUUGUGCGUUGCUCGGGCUGCUGCUCAACAGGAAGCAAGACAUCAAGGCUGGCCACUACAAUCGCGCACUGGAAGAGGCCAUUCAGACGCACAAAUCGCAAUGGGCAAAAGAUUGGGAGAGCAAAAAUCCUCUUUCAGGAGGAGCUACAUUCAGCACUAUGUCACCAAGCCAGCGACUCACUCUUCUACGAACUCUCAUUAUGUGGUCGCUUUCCUCGUCCGACGUCGUGAGGAGCAUAAUCACGACAUCUUACAAACAAAGUCGCCACGAAGACGACCUCAACCAACCACUCUCGGUGCAGCCCUGGGGAUUUGAUGGAUACAAACGUCGAUACUUCCUGAUAGAGGGUCUAGACGAUACACAUUUCCGGGUUUAUAGGGAGAGUAACUACACCGAAUUAAAGAGAAGCUGGUGGAGUGUGGCAAGUGAUAUUAAUGAAUUGAAACAGUUGGCAGAGAAAUUAGCGACAGAAGAUGGUAGUAGGAAAGCUAAGGAGCUGAGUGGGAAGAUCAUGGCCGCUAUACCGCGUUUCGAGGCAACUGAGGAGAAACGAAAACGUCGCGAGUACAGGCAAGCUCGGAAGCAACAAUUCAAACGGCCUGAACCCAACUUCUCGUUAUAUGAAGGUCGAACACGAGGCAAGCGCAUGAAGUACACCUACUCGGACGAUGAAGAUGAAGGUUACUCUGAUACUACCACUUCUCGACGCUCGACCCGUAAUACGGGCACUCAUACCCCAGCCGAAGGGCUUGCUCCUACAGUGACUUUAAGUGGCCGCCAAGUCAAGUCACGCCAGGGCGGCACAUACGGUGAGAGCAAGCUCAGUGGAACUCACACACCAGCGGUUGGGGGUAUGGACGGGACUGGCGAGGAGGCAGUAAAUGGCGAGAAUGCUAGCGGUCGGCCACGUCGGGCUGCCGCUGCUAAUCACGGAUCCAACGGUUGGGGACAAAAGGGCGCGCAUAUCGAAGGCUACAACUCUGUCGAUGAUAUGGACACCGAAGAGGAUGAUGCAAGCGAGCAGGAUUACGGUGAUGAUGAAGAAGAUGACCACGUGUCACUCGAGAGCGAUGUUAACGACCAGGACGACCUCACGGAUGUGGAGGAUCUGGAAGAUGAGAUAUCAGACCAUCCAGAUAAGAAGAAGAGCCUUGUUGUCAAGCUUCCAGUGAAAACUCCAACCCCAGAAAGGAAGAUCACAGCCAAAGGAAGCUUGACACCCCAGAAAGAACCCGUACAACAACUCGACUUGAAACCAACUGGGAAACACGAUGAAAACCAGGGAGGCCCUUCAGAUCUGGAGCCAACCGGCGUUAUCUCAGCCGCGAAUGAACUCGACAUGAAAGAUAGCGCUCAACCCGCAUCAACUUGUCCUACGAACAACGCAGCACCAUCAUCAGAACCAUCUACUGAGCCUAUGAAAAUUCCUACCGAAUCUUCUAAUCCAUCACCGCCAUCUCCACUUGCACUUCGCGGUAGCCCGGAAAAGCCACAUAAUUUACCACCCUCUGUUGACGUUGGCUAUGGAGGAUCUUGA
Amorphotheca resinae ATCC 22711 is the source of this 1872-nucleotide messenger RNA. RefSeq lists its product as hypothetical. Bases 1 to 1872 code for a protein of 623 amino acids. The record is from RefSeq and is a predicted model, not a curated record. NCBI's taxonomy places the organism in Eukaryota, Fungi, Ascomycota, Leotiomycetes, Helotiales, Amorphothecaceae. The transcript has 5 exons.